Molecule: messenger RNA, 1945 nt
Organism: Baudoinia panamericana UAMH 10762
Lineage: Eukaryota; Fungi; Ascomycota; Dothideomycetes; Mycosphaerellales; Teratosphaeriaceae
Exons: 2
Coding region: 119-1684 (521 amino acids)
Cellular component (GO): membrane
Molecular function (GO): glycosyltransferase activity
Source: RefSeq, a predicted model, not a curated record
CAGCAUUCAGCAUGGUCAUCACUAUGCACCUGAGUUGCCAUUGCAAAAAUCUACAAAGGAACCGCCACGACCGGUAGAGGAUGAUGACAAUGAUCGCUCGCCCCUCAAUUGGGAUCACAUGUUCAAUCAUGUCACCGAGGUGCCUAAAACGCACGACGAGGAAUACGAAGAGUCUCGCCCCACCGCUUCUGUCAAGCAAGUGUCAUAUCCUACGCCUACGAGCUCGAUCAACACCGCCAACUGCCCAGUCGUGGCCGACUCGAAGGACUUCCUCAUCUCAAUGAAGACCGGUGCAACCGAGCUCUACGCGAAGCUUCCAGAGCAUCUCAUGACUACGCUCCGCUGUGUGCCCAACUACAUGAUCUUCUCCGACCUCGAGCAAGACAUCUCUGACUACCACGUCCACUCCGCUCUUGAAGACGUCAGUGACAAAUACAAGUACAGCCACCGUGACUUCGAGUUCUACCGCCGCCUCUUGGAUCUCGCCGCCAAAGGCCAAGAUCUGAGCUUGAUGAAGAUCACAACACAAGCCCACGGCUCGGCCUGGGAUCUCGACAAGUGGAAGUUCGUGCCCAUUACGCACAAGACGUACGCGGCGCAGCCGGACGCGAAGUGGUACAUCUUCCUCGAGGCUGACUCGUACAUGGCAUGGCCCAAUGUGCUGGAACUGCUGGCUCAAUAUGAUCCGGGAAAGCCUUGGUAUCUCGGCGCCGUACACUUCUUCGGCGACACCGCUUUCGCACACGGGGGUAUGGGCUACUUCAUCUCCAACGCAGCAAUGCGUAAGCUGGACGCCAUCUGGGAUCGCAAGCACAUCACGAAAUGGGAGCGAAUGACAGCCGAAGGUUGCUGCGGCGACGUUGAUCUCGGUGCCGUGCUGUAUGAGGCUGGAGUCAAUCUUACCGGUAUUCCAGGUUUGUACGGCGAAGGAGUGACUUGGUUCGAGUGGGACCCAGAACGCUGGUGUGAGCCCGCUAUUUCAUGGCAUCACAUGCGAGCUCAUGACGUCGAGUCGCUGUACCAAUUCGAGACUAAGUGGCUCGGUAAAGGCGAAACGCACUAUGUCUACCGUGACCUCUUCGUCAAUUUGGUAGAGCCACAUAUCGCGUCCACGCGGAGCGACUGGGACAAUGCGUCGCGUGACCGGAUCUAUACCGGGCUUGAAGGCCUGCAUGGCGACGAGGAUAGAAGGUUCAAAAAGAAGACCAUUUGGUCGGAUCUCGAGGAGCAAGAACAAGAGGAUGUCUGGCGUGAGCUUAACGACGGACGGAAAGAAUCGAUCGAAAAUGACGGCUACUACUUAAAAGACAACCGUUGGGACGAGCUGUCCGACGAAGAGCGCGAGACCGCCUUCUCCGAGCUCCACGACUGGGAGCAGGUGGCCCACGAGUCCCUGCGCAACUGCCGCGUCGCCUGCGAGGAGUGGAACGAAUGCAUGCAAUUCUUCUACUCCACCACCGGGACCGGACGCUGCCAUCUGCACCGACGUGUCAGACUGGGUCAUUAUUUAGAUGCGAGGGACGUGGAGGUAGAUGAGGAUACAGGGUUGGCGGUUAACAGGACGACGAGCGGGUGGAUGAUGGAUCGGGUACGUGAUAUGAAGGACAGGGCGGAGAGGUGUGAGAGCGUGCCGAACUGGAUGAGGAAGUAUGCGGAGAAUGAGCGACUCAAUGAGAGUGAUUGAUGGGGUAAUGGGCGUAAGUGAGUCUGGUGUCGGUGGGCGACUUCAGCUGCUCGUGCGUAGCCAUGUCAACGCCAUGGCGCCCUUGAGAAUAGCAUGCACUCACUCCCCCCUGCACAUUACAUACGUGUCACUCCUGGUGGAAGAGUACAGACGAGAAGUUAAGUCAUCUUCAACACGCUACAAGAGACCCUACUGCCACUGCCACUGCCAAUCCACGCCUUAUCUCUAUGAACGCCGCCAACGGCGCUGACUAUGAGCUGA